AUGAAUCAAAGUGAUAGAACGCCUUGUGUUCGAAACAUUCUGAUCGGUAACGUACUGGGCACGAUUGGAAUAUUGAACCUGAUUAUUGGUCUGAUGGGAAUUUCCAUUUGGACAGUCUACCUACUGAGUAAGAAUAAUUCCAGAAAGUCGCCACAGGGACAAACCGCUCGAUUAAUCAAUGGUGCGGCAGAAACUGCCACGGAAGACACAGAAGAACAUGUGAAAACUGGUUGGCCUACUUGUGCACUGAGGCCAUCAUCAAAGUUAUUUCUACUGUGUAUUUUUAUGUCAGAUCUACUAGGGCUCUGUACGAGUAACUUUCGCUUCACCGUCCUCUGUUUGGUGGGAAAAGACGUGCGACUGAUGUGCGGCGAGUGGUGUUGUCGAGUGCAACUUGUGUUGGCCUACAAUGCCGGUGACCUUUCAGCUUGGUUCGCAGCCAUUGUCUGUGCCGAACGUUUCCUGAUCAUGCUUCUGCCCACAUCAACCUACACGCGAAAUUUUUCAAGGAUCUUCCCUGCCCUCAUAAUCUCUGUUUCCAUGGCUCUGCUCACAUUCCUAACCAACUUAUUUCUUCUUAUUCCAAGUGAGCCAGUAUGUAACGGUUCGUACACAAAUUUCUCGAUAAUCGUAUUCAAAAUGAUCUACGCUUCUGUACUUCCAUUUGUGAUUGUUAGCGUCUCCACGACCGGCUCAACUGUUAUCCUAUUGCGUCACUGGCAUGGCACACGAAAGAAGAACCAAAACCGCAAGUCGAAAAUGGUCACCAAGGGCAUGAUGGCUUCACAGUUGAUGUUGGUCACGGGAAUAAUUUUCCUUGCUGGAACGUUACCUGUGUUUGUGAACAACUUGGUAAAUCCUUAUUGCUGCAUUCUGACCGCACCGACAAAUUGCACGUUGGCCGAUUAUCGAUUUAAUGCCAUAUGUUUGGCGUAUUGGACAACUGUGUGUUUACGCACCUAUUUGUUGAUCAUGAUCUCUGGACAAACACGCCAAGAUAUCAAACAGCUGAUAAGUCAGAUUUGUAGUCACGUGAUCCAGCGGCUUCACUGA
Opisthorchis viverrini is the source of this 1053-nucleotide messenger RNA. RefSeq lists its product as hypothetical. The coding region runs from base 1 to 1053 and encodes 350 amino acids. The record is from RefSeq and is a predicted model, not a curated record. Lineage: Eukaryota; Metazoa; Platyhelminthes; Trematoda; Opisthorchiida; Opisthorchiidae. Gene Ontology annotation, cellular component: membrane. The transcript has a single exon. Gene Ontology annotation, molecular function: G protein-coupled receptor activity. Gene Ontology annotation, biological process: G protein-coupled receptor signaling pathway.